GAGCUGUAGGUGGAAGGGGCAGCAGGAGCGCACAGAGUCCCGUCGGUCCCGCGGUGGAGUUGUAAAGGAUGGAGGUCAGACCUGAACGCUUUAAAGCAGCAGCGGCGAAAACACUUGGACGGAUAAACCGGGUUCUAGAGAAGCGUCAGGAGAAUGGAGAGACUAUCGAGUUGUCGGCAGAAGGUCGUCCACAGCUGCAGGAGGAGAAGGAGCUUCCCGUGGUGGACUGUACAUGUUUUGGUCUGCCGCGCCGCUACAUCAUCGCCAUAUUAUCAGGUCUGGGGUUCUGCAUCUCGUUCGGCAUCCGCUGUAAUCUGGGCGUCGCCGUCGUUAGCAUGGUGAACAACCACACCGUCUAUAGAGAAGGCAAGCCGUACGUUGUGAAAGCUCAGUUCUCCUGGGAUCCAGAGACUGUAGGAAUGAUUCAUGGCUCGUUUUUUUGGGGAUAUAUAGUCACUCAGAUUCCUGGAGGUUUCAUAUGUCAGAAAUUUGCAGCUAACAGGGUUUUUGGCUUUGCAGUCGUGGCCACGUCUGUCUUGAAUAUGAUAAUUCCCACAGCAGCACGAUUUCACUUCAGCUGUGUGAUUAUAGUCAGGAUACUACAGGGACUGGUGGAGGGCGUAUCUUACCCAGCAUGCCACGGGAUCUGGGCGAAAUGGGCCCCGCCCCUCGAGAGAAGCAGAUUGGCCACAACAGCGUUCUGUGGCUCGUAUGCAGGAGCUGUGAUAGCCAUGCCGUUAGCUGGAGUUCUGGUUCAGUACUCAGGCUGGUCCUCAGUCUUCUAUGUAUACGGUAGUUUCGGGGUCUGCUGGUAUUUGUUCUGGAUUCUGGUGUCGUAUGAGAGUCCAGCAGCUCAUCCCACCAUCACUCCGGAGGAGAGGAAGUACAUCGAAGACGCCAUCGGAGAAUCGGCUGGACUGAUGAACCCGGUGACGAAGUUCAACACUCCCUGGCGACGGUUCUUCACAUCUAUGCCUGUCUACGCCAUCAUCGUGGCCAAUUUCUGCAGGAGCUGGACCUUUUACCUGCUGCUCAUCAGUCAGCCGGCGUAUUUCGAGGAGGUGUUUAAGUUUGAGAUCAGCAAGGUGGGGAUCCUCUCGGCUCUUCCUCAUCUGGUGAUGACCAUCGUGGUGCCGAUCGGAGGACAGCUGGCUGAUUACCUGAGGAGUCACAACAUCAUGACCACCACCAACGUCAGGAAACUCAUGAACUGUGGAGGUUUCGGGUUGGAGGCCACAUUUCUUCUGGUUGUGGGUUUCUCUCACACUAAGGGUGUCGCCAUCUCUUUUCUGGUCCUUGCUGUUGGAUUCAGUGGUUUUGCUAUCUCAGGGUUCAAUGUCAAUCAUCUGGACAUCGCUCCACGUUACGCCAGUAUUCUGAUGGGCAUCUCUAACGGUGUCGGGACGCUCUCUGGCAUGGUGUGUCCUCUGAUCGUCGGUGCCAUGACCAAAAACAAGACGCGGGAGGAGUGGCAGUAUGUGUUUCUCAUUGCAUCACUUGUUCAUUAUGGUGGAGUUAUCUUCUACGGCAUCUUUGCGUCAGGAGAGAAGCAGCCGUGGGCGGAGCCAGAGAACAUGAGCGAGGACAAAUGUGGAAUACUAGGAGAAGACGAGCUGGCGAAUGAAACGGAGGAGCUGUACCGCUCAGUGGGUGGCGGCUACGGAGCGACCGUCCAAUCAGGUGACCCCAAUGGGGCGGGGACUGGAGGGGGCGGAGCUGGUGGAAGCUGGGUCUCAGACUGGGACAAAACAGAGGAAUACGUCCAACCUGUGGGAACGAACAGCUUCCUGUACGGAGGAGAGGGCAAUGAACGGAUGAUUGUGAGGCUCAGAGAUCAACAGUAAAGCUGGAUGGGAACGGGAGGGGGAAAAUAAGGACUGAAUAUUCCUCCCCUACAGAAACUGACUGGGACGGAGGAAGUGGUUUUGACCCAAAUCUAGAAAAGUAACAUAAUUAACAUCAAAUCUUGAGUGUGUGCAUGUGGACAUUGGGUACAAAAUCCUGAAAUGUGACCAGUCAAGUGUUUGGACAUUCAAAACACCAUUUUAAUCCUCGUGUCCAAACGUUUGACUCCCUGGUCGUGUAUUUCAGCAAUUAAACUGAUCAUCAAGAGUUCAAAAAGUAUUACUCUUAUGAAAUAUUCAGCCUAAAUUGUGAGAGAAAAUUGUAAGAGGUGGUUCUUACAAAUGAAAUCCUCUUUUGUUGAACAACUAAAGUAUAAUUUCAAUUCAAAAACAAAACCAGAUUUAGGGAAUUGAUCUCAUGUGCCAAUACUGUGAGGUGUGUGUAGUAUCAGUCCCUUUUCAAUGAGAAUCUCCUUUAAAAUACACAUUUAAAGACUAGCCAUGUCAACUAUUUGGUUGAGCUUAUACUGUAGAAGCAUUCACAUACUUAGUUUUUGGUAGUGAAUUCUCUUUAGCCAUUCAUUUUUUAUAUAUUUAAUCCAUAACCAUAUAGUUAAGUUGUAUUAAUUUAUUCUUUUGAAGGAAUACUCAGCAUUCAAUAAAAGUUCAUCUCUGUUAGCAGCAUUUGUGGCACAGAAAAUAAUUUUUUCCUCAAACUGUAUUUUUCUUUAUUUAUUGGCAAAAUAAUUUUCUGUGGCAAUUAACAUUAUCACUCAAAUGCUGACACUAGAGCUUUGUUUUUAUUGAAACUGAAAAAUGUCUUUAAUUUGUAAUUUAUUCAAACGUCAUGUUCAGCCUUUAUUAAUUUUUUUGUUCUAAGUCCGACGAAAACGAUGCCAAGCGCUGACCGUUUGCGUGAAGGGCUUCCACUCAACCAGAAAAACAUGAUAUCGAAAGAUCUCUAGUAGAAACACAUUUGUUUCUGUUUCACCAUUUAGCUGUUUAAUCUCACAUAUAGAUUAAAGCAGAACCAUAAAAUGGUAGUUGAGAAGAUUAGAUGAUUUAAAAAGAAAUAACACGGUUUAACUCAAAUUAAAGUCAGCUGUUAUUCAGCACUUUCUCUCUCUCCAGCAUGGCACGUGACAUUUUCAAUAUACUCUCAUGUACUCGCACACAUAGGUAGUUCACACAAAAAUGAAAGCUUUGUCAUCAUUUGCUAACCCUCACAGACAUUUAUGACUUUAUUCUGUGUAAGAAUCUGUGGCACUUUGCAUAAGGGGAAUCUUAUGACAAACUGUAAUUUCUCAUCCCUUAAUUUACCAAAAAUAAUCUGAAAUUAAAUUUUGCACAAAGAAAGUUAAUAGAAGUAUUUUCUAAAAAUAA
Molecule: messenger RNA, 3227 nt
Organism: Cyprinus carpio (common carp)
Lineage: Eukaryota; Metazoa; Chordata; Actinopteri; Cypriniformes; Cyprinidae
Product: vesicular glutamate transporter 1-like
Biological process (GO): monoatomic anion transport; neurotransmitter loading into synaptic vesicle; regulation of synapse structure or activity
Cellular component (GO): excitatory synapse; synaptic vesicle membrane
Molecular function (GO): neurotransmitter transmembrane transporter activity; L-glutamate transmembrane transporter activity
Source: RefSeq, a predicted model, not a curated record